AGUUAUAUUUAUUUCAUGUUUAAACUCGUAUUUGAUUUACUCAAAAGAUUUUAUACAACACGAUACUAUACUUAUAUAUAGUAUUCAAUAAAAGUAUGUGUUUUUGUGAAGUAGGAAACACUAUACGUCGUAUUGAUUUAUUGUAGUGAAAUUAUAAAAUGUAAUGUUGUUAACACGAGGGUAUGUAUAGCGUGUUUGGGAAAUAAUUAAAUAAUAAAGAAAUCACACGAUCAGAGUGCGAAAUGUCUGUUUUUUGUCACCGACAGAUGGCGCCAUUGUGCCGUGUUUACAAGAAACAGACUGAUCAUCGAAAGCGUUCAUAUCGUCUCAGAUUUACUCUCCUUCUGUCAAAUGGUUUAUUAAAUGUGAUUUAAGCCUUGUUGGGUUUAUUACUCAGGAGUUUUCUCCACUGUUAAUCCUGUUUGCAUUGUAAUGUUUUAUCUGCGACGGAAAUAUUACUGAUUUUUCAUCAACUUUAGAUGCCACUGUAUACUGAAUAUUAGCAGGGAUUAGUUUGUGAAAUAUUCUUAUCUCCAGGUGCUUUUAUCGGUUUAAAUGGCAAAUAACAACACGAAUACUUCGUGGAAAACAACUGUUAUUGUCAGUACGUCCCUUCAGAAUAAGGAAAUUACAGUGCUGCUUUUAGCACAAGAACAUCUACUUCGCUAUUCAGACAGUAUUGAACCCGGUACACUUGUCUUUCCUCUCUCAGGUGUGGCAUUCUUGUUGAUCACAAGUGAGGAGUUUCCUGAAACUGAGUGUGAAGAAUUCUUUAAAAAGAUUGAAAAAUUCAUCCAGGUCCACAGAAACAGCUUUCUUUUGCUCCAGGCACGGGCGUAUGGUGCAAGAGAAUUGAAAAUUGUGUCUGCAGUGCAGAACAGGUUCUUUGGCAGUAACCUCAAAAUCUUACCUGUCCAUAGCACUGUGGACACUGUCAAAGGAAUGAUGACCAUCGCUAAAGCCACCAGUAGACCACACAAGGACAGAGUGCGGGAGCGGAUGCAUUUAGCUCAAGCUCAAAUCAUCAAACACAGCCAUGAAACUUUAAAGAAACUGGACAUUUUUAAGGUCAUUUAAUUUCCACCAGCUUACAGUCUUACAGUCAGAGUGUCAUCAUCUUUAGAUAUAAAAGCACAAAGUACACAAACACUAGCCAUGCAGCCACACUUCAACACACACACAACACACACACAACAGUUAAUCACCUUUAUGUUCUAGUCUGCUUUUUUAAGAGCUUACCUAAAAGUUAAGACUAACUGCUGCCUUCAGAAUGUUUUCUAUUACAGCAUCUACAAAGAUUUUCUAUUAACAGCACACUGACAGUAUUCUGCAAUGUAUAUGUGUUUUCCUUUGUCUAAGUAAACAACAUAUUCUUGAAUAGAGAUUUUUUUAUUUUCUAGCAGGUUUAACACAUAUUUAACAUGCAGUACCUACUGCUCACACCUAAUAUUGCUUUUAAUAUUACAAGUCAACCCAGCAAAGGAAAAAGCAACCACGGCUUGGACAACAUCACACUCUCUCCUCUAGGAUCUCCUCUAUUCGGAUGACAAGACUCUCCAUCAGAUCAUAUGUAACAAGUGCACACUGUAAUACCUGAAAUGACAAAACAGGUCCGUUUUUAUCUUGACACUCACUGACUUACUGUAGAAGGAUAUGAGGAGAGAGAGGAUUUACCUUCUCCUGUGCCUCACAGGGCAUUCCAGCUAGCGCUUUGUUUUUCACAAUCAUACGUUGAACUGAUUUGUUUCCUGAGGCCUCUUUCAGUUCUAGAGAUAAAAAAUGAUAAGAUGUUCUUAUAUAAAGUAAUAAAGUAGAAUAAUAAUAUUAUUGAUACUUGGGUAUGCUUUUUCAAAUGACAUUGCUAACAAUAAUAGAUGGAAAGCUCUUUUGCCAACAGUUAAAAUGAUUUAUCAUCAAUUAAAAAUGAAAACCA
This is a messenger RNA of Tachysurus fulvidraco (yellow catfish), 1933 nucleotides long. Its product is annotated as protein SPO16 homolog. The coding region runs from base 556 to 1077 and encodes 173 amino acids. The transcript is spliced from 5 exons. NCBI's taxonomy places the organism in Eukaryota, Metazoa, Chordata, Actinopteri, Siluriformes, Bagridae. Gene Ontology annotation, cellular component: chromosome. Gene Ontology annotation, biological process: synaptonemal complex assembly; reciprocal meiotic recombination. The record is from RefSeq and is a predicted model, not a curated record.